Messenger RNA from Condylura cristata (star-nosed mole), 4228 nucleotides. RefSeq names its product calnexin (gene CANX). The coding region runs from base 169 to 1947 and encodes 592 amino acids. Gene Ontology annotation, biological process: protein folding. The record is from RefSeq and is a predicted model, not a curated record. The transcript has 15 exons. NCBI's taxonomy places the organism in Eukaryota, Metazoa, Chordata, Mammalia, Eulipotyphla, Talpidae. Gene Ontology annotation, molecular function: calcium ion binding. Gene Ontology annotation, cellular component: endoplasmic reticulum membrane; endoplasmic reticulum.
AGUGCAGUGGGGUUUGCUCGCGCGGCGGUAGCUGAAGCCGAGGCCUCUUGCUUCUGCGGCACGUGACGGUCGGGACGCCUCUGGCGCUGUCUCCACUGCAGCGCGGGGCAGGUGUGCGGGCGGGAGAAGGCGCGGGAGCCGCCGGCGGUUCCCGAGAGGCUUGAGAUCAUGGAAGGGAAAUGGUUGCUGUGUAUGUUACUAGUCCUGGGAACGACUAUCAUUCAGGCUCAUGAUGGACAUGAAGAUGAUGUGAUUGAUAUUGAGGAUGCCCUUGAUGAUGUCAUUGAAGAGGUAGAAGACUCAAAGUCAAAACCAGAUAUCAGCACUCCUCCAUCUCCCAAGGUUACCUAUAAAGCUCCAGUUCCAACAGGGGAAGUGUAUUUUGUUGAUUCCUUUGAUAGAGGAACUCUAUCAGGGUGGAUUUUAUCCAAAGCCAAGAAGGAUGAUACUGAUGAUGAAAUUGCUAAAUAUGAUGGAAAAUGGGAGGUAGAUGAAAUGAAGGAAACAAAACUUCCAGGAGAUAAAGGACUUGUGUUGAUGUCUCGGGCCAAGCAUCAUGCCAUCUCUGCUAAAUUGAACAAACCCUUUCUGUUUGAUACCAAGCCUCUCAUUGUUCAGUAUGAGGUUAAUUUCCAAAAUGGAAUAGAAUGUGGUGGUGCCUAUGUGAAACUGCUUUCUAAAACCUCAGAGCUCAACCUGGAUCAGUUCCAUGACAAGACUCCUUAUACAAUUAUGUUUGGCCCAGAUAAAUGUGGAGAGGACUAUAAAUUGCACUUCAUCUUCCGACACCAAAAUCCCAAAACAGGUGUAUAUGAAGAAAAACAUGCAAAGAGGCCAGAUGCAGAUCUGAAGACCUAUUUUACAGAUAAGAAAACACAUCUAUAUACAUUAAUCUUAAAUCCAGAUAAUAGUUUUGAAAUAUUAGUGGACCAAUCUGUUGUGAACAGUGGAAAUUUGCUGAAUGACAUGACUCCUCCAGUAAAUCCUUCACGUGAAAUUGAGGACCCUGAAGACCAGAAGCCAGAGGAUUGGGAUGAGAGACCAAAAAUACCAGAUCCAGAUGCUGUGAAACCAGAUGACUGGGAUGAAGAUGCCCCUGCUAAGAUUCCAGAUGAAGAGGCCACAAAGCCUGAAGGCUGGUUAGACGAUGAGCCUGAAUAUGUACCUGAUCCAGAUGCAGAGAAACCUGAAGAUUGGGAUGAAGAUAUGGAUGGCGAAUGGGAGGCUCCUCAGAUUGCCAACCCUAAAUGUGAUUCGGUCCCAGGGUGUGGUGUGUGGCAGCGACCUAUGAUUGACAAUCCCAGUUACAAGGGCAAAUGGAAGCCACCCAUGAUUGACAAUCCCAAUUACCAGGGAAUCUGGAAACCACGGAAAAUACCAAAUCCAGAUUUCUUUGAAGAUUUGGAACCUUUCAAAAUGACCCCUUUUAGUGCUAUUGGUUUGGAACUGUGGUCCAUGACUUCAGACAUUUUUUUCGACAACUUCAUCAUUUGUGGCGAUAGAAGAGUAGUUGAUGAUUGGGCCAAUGAUGGUUGGGGUCUGAAGAAAGCUGCUGAUGGAGCUGCUGAGCCUGGGGUAGUGGGGCAGAUGAUCGAGGCAGCUGAGGAGCGCCCCUGGCUCUGGGUGGUCUACAUUUUGACUGUAGCUCUGCCUGUGUUUCUCGUUAUCCUGUUUUGCUGUUCUGGAAAGAAACAGUCCAGUUCUGUGGAGUACAAAAAGACUGAUGCUCCUCAGCCAGAUGUGAAGGAAGAAGGAGAGAAGGAAGAGGAAAAGGACAAGGGAGAUGAGGAGGAGGAUGGUGAAGAGAAACUCGAAGAGAAGCAAAAAAGUGAUGCUGAAGAAGAUGGUGGCACUGUCAGCCAAGAGGAGGAAGAUAGAAAACCUAAAGCAGAGGAGGAUGAAAUUUUGAACAGAUCACCAAGAAACAGAAAGCCACGAAGAGAGUGAAACAAUCUUAAGAACUUGAUCUGUGAUUUCCUCUCCCUCCCCUUUCCCUUCAAGUAUGGUCCUAGGAGAGGACCUGGCACACCUUAGGUUGAAACUCAGAAAACCUCCAAUCGUCACCAUCAACAGGUUCCAGUUGAACACUAGCCCGUGUAAUUUUAAACAUCUAGCAGUAAAUAAUUGCACUUGUGACAUUAAGGACCCUGUUUCUGUAGAAAGAACGCAUUUAACAUAAUGGUUGUGAAAUGUAACAUGAAGCAACUAACUCGUAUUUUUUUGUUUCUAAACAUCUUUGUUUUUUAAAAAUAGCUAGAACUAUGCCAACCUUUAAAAUCUUGGCUUAAUUUAAUAUAUUAGUCUGUCCAUGCAGAAAUAACAUCAGCCGUUAGAAAAGCUAGGGGGGUAAAUUGCAGUUUUUAUAACCAAUUCUGUUUUUUAAGUUUGGUAUUACAGAACUUUCAAGUGUCUCUAUCCCUUAAAAUUGAUAAUCAUGUUUAAAGUGCAGUCAUUUGUGGUUAUAAUCUUGUUUUGCUUGCUUCCAUUACUUAAGUCCUCCUAAGGAAACAGAGGAGAGAGAUUGGCUGGAAACCCAAAUUCAUAUAAAGGUUCUGUGUAAAUUAUAUGAAAAAUAGACAUAAAAACAGAAAAAACUUUAAACUUGUUCUUGAUUAGACCAUGAAGUGUGUGUGUUCCAUUUUGUCCUCAAACAGCUCAGUUCCCAGAUGCUGUGCAGUUAGUGGAGGAGGCAGCAUCAGGUGUCAAGGGGCAUUCCUAUUUCACACACAAGGAGGGUAUAAGCUCCUACCUUCUUGAGCAGGUAGCUUUUCAAGAAAUGCUAGCAGGGCAUGUUAGUGCUAGAGUAGAUGCUGAUGUUUUCAUCACUUUUCUUUCAGUGCGUUGACACUUUUUCUUACUACUUCCCUCAGCUCCCAGAGCUUUAUCAAACUUUGCUAUGCAUUUUCUUCACAGUGCAGCUUGCAGUUGGAUGCUGAAAAUAACUAUAAGCUCUGCAUAGUGUUUAGCUUUAUUGUGACUAUGUGUAUGUUUCUUCCUUUAAAAGCAGACCCACACAUUUCCAGGGGUCAAAGUACAGGACAGACUACCUUUCAUUUGGAUCCAUUUUUUACCCUCUGUGUAAAGACUAAAUAAGUCCAGUCCAGAGGCCAGCCAAUUCAGAAUUGACUAUAAUUGAACACAGGCUAAAAUGGGAAAAGUGACGAUUAGCAUGAGUUAACUGAUUUUUGUAGCUGCUAAACCUUUUGUCUUCAUUUGCAGUUCAUGUAACAUUUGUGUCUUAAAUUACAUGAUAAAGCAGUCCUGUUAAAAAAAAAUUUUUUUAGUUAGUGUGUGGCUUGUAAAAAUUUUUUAAAAAGUGAUCUUAGGUUUUUGUUUUUUCAUGUGGGAUGCAGAUGGGUGCUAUCAGAGCCUCUCCCCCAUCAUUGUAGUGUAAUAUCACUAUUACACACACUGAAAUGUAUUCAGAAUUAGAUGUUUUAGCUUUAUUCUUUCUUCAGAGGUGUUUCAAAUGUACCGAUGACACUGUUCUUGCACUGAAUAUAUAAACACUCCAGAGUGUUUAUAUUGGGGAGAUAAUAGGGAGGAAGUAUAUUCAUAAAAGAUGAAGGCUGUAUCUGUUUAUCUUCAGUUUUUUACUGGUUCCCUUAAAUUUUAUGAGGGUGGGAUGCAUUUUCUUGCUCGUCAGUGCUUUGUCCUUUUCAUCUCUUGUCUGUGGUCACAAUGACCUUAGCUGUGUAGCAGAUUUUUCCCAGAUGUAUUGAGUGCAAAUAAACAGUUAACUUAGCAAGACCUGAAAAUAUGUCUGCAGGUUUCUCCUUGGAGCAAGUGUGUGCAUCAUUGCAUUUCCAGAAAUCUGCAUUCAUUCUCCUCUGAUGUUUUUCAUGCCGCACAGUUUCAUUCCAGCUGAGCUGUGGAAGGAGUGUUUUGAAUCAAUUGCUUGCUUGCUUGUUUUUCCAGAGUUAUUUGGUAAGGUUUGUCCCCAAAAAAGAAAAACAAUCUCUUUUUUUUUGGUGUUCUUUUUCACUGUUUUUGUUUAAAGGUGUACAGCCUCCUGAUUGUCUGACACUUAAUGACCAGCAGCAGUGUUCAGCUCUCAAAAAGGCACUUAUGUUAUGAUCUUACUUUCUGGUUAUCCUGUCCCAUUGUUGUAAAAUGUCCCCUCCUCAAUCAGUUGUGUUGCUCAGUUUCUUACCCACAAAAUCUCCCCAUUUUUCUCAAAUUGUCACAUUACUAAAUGGUAUUACAUUAAAGCCCUGUGUUAAGUGUC